UUACAAUUUAUACAGUACAAUAAUUGUGAUGAGUAAAUUUGAUGGUUAAUGGUUAUUUUCUUAUUGACAGGUUAGUAUUUAUCAGCAGUACCACCCUACUAGGUACUUUUUAGACAUUAUUGGUUUUUCUACAUUACCAGGAAGUGAGAUAGAUGAUAGUUGCUUAAUUAACCAGUUAAUGUGAGAGUUUAAGUUAGUUUAAAAAUUUAGUAAUAUAAUUUCACCAAUUAAUUAAGGGUAGUAAUUUUUGUUUGUGAAAUACCAAAGGAAAGACGUUACUAGUUGUAAGCAGAUGGAUUGAAUGCCUAAAGUGUUUUGGUAUUAAAUGGCUUUGUAAAUGGCUUUCCAUAAUUGAGUACCAAUCUGGUUUUUCCAAACUGGUCGAACUAUUGAUUUGUAUAAGUUAAGUUUAUUGGAUAGGGAGAGUUUGGAUUAGGAGGUAAAGCUUUAAGUUAACAGUUUUGUGUGGGCUCAAGGUUAGGUGCUUACCUAGAGUUAGUCCAAGAUAUUUAACUUAAAAUUGGAAUUGUCAGAUUAUUUAACGUAACAGGUGGUGAAUCGAGAUUUCUAAGUGAAAAGGUUACUUACAGAUUUAGAAUAGCUUAUAUUAUCCAUUUAAUGGUUUUAUAUUAGAUAUGGUCAACUGAUAUUCAAUGAUUUAAAUACAUUCAACAAUGUGUCAAUAGUAUUGCUAGAAAUUUCCCAAAUAUUAGUGAAGUAAUCAGUAAACAUUAGUCAAAAUCCAGAAAUGGACGAUAUAAAUAUCACAGAGCUGGCCAUUGAACCAGCGGAAAAUGUCACUAGAGUUUUGACCCGGGAAGAACAAAUGAGAGAAGAGCAUAGAAAACUACAUGAACUGCAUAAAGGCCACGAGUCAAUGCAUGCUGAGAUGUUGAUAAUUUUAAUGAUUACCAUGAUUGUUGCACAAAUAGUGCUAUUAGAAUGGAAAAGAAGACAUUUUAAAUCAUUUCAAGUUGUUACAUCUUUAGCUUUAUGGAUAAUACCAUUUAUUAUGUCUAUUCGUAUGUCAUAUUGGAGGUUUAUUAUAUUUUGGACAUUAUUUUCAUUGAUCACAGGACUAGUGGUACGAAAAGCUUUAGAAAAACCUUUACAAGGAUCAACACCUAGAUUGGUGUACAAAUGGUUCUAUUUCAUCUACAAACUAACUUAUGUACUUGGUAUUGUUGGAUACUUUAUCAUGGUUGCUGCAUUCUUUGGCAUCAGUGUUGUAUUCAAUGUUAACCCAGCUAUAUGGAUGGAUUAUGGAUUGAUAAUUAUGUACUAUGGGUUGUAUUUUGGUGUCUUAGGACAAGAUAUUGCUGAAAUAUGUGCAUCUAAAAUGGCUGCACACUUGGGAUAUUAUACACCUCAAGGAAUGCCAACUAGAAAUUUGGAUAAAAAUAUUUGUGCUGUUUGUGGUAACAAAUUAUUAGUGAAUGCUGGUGAAGAAGGUAUAAUUGAAUCUACUUUCCAAUUAACAUGUGAUCAUACAUUUCAUGAAUUCUGUAUUCGAGGAUGGUGUAUUGUUGGUAAAAAACAAACAUGUCCUUAUUGUAAAGAGAAAGUUGAUUUGAAAAGAAUGUUCCGUAAUCCAUGGGAAAAACCUCAUGUUUUGUAUGGCCAAUUAUUAGAUUGGCUACGUUGGUUUGUGGCUUGGGGACCAAUUAUAAUGAGCAUUAUACAAUUUUUAAAUUAUAUUCUUGGACUGAAAUAG
Molecule: messenger RNA, 1714 nt
Organism: Myzus persicae (green peach aphid)
Lineage: Eukaryota; Metazoa; Arthropoda; Insecta; Hemiptera; Aphididae
Product: RING finger protein 121
Exons: 9
Coding region: 749-1714 (321 amino acids)
Cellular component (GO): Golgi membrane; endoplasmic reticulum membrane
Molecular function (GO): ubiquitin protein ligase activity; metal ion binding
Source: RefSeq, a predicted model, not a curated record